Messenger RNA from Kluyveromyces lactis, 453 nucleotides. It is a transcript of the gene BUR6, whose product is annotated as negative cofactor 2 transcription regulator complex subunit BUR6. Gene Ontology annotation, molecular function: protein heterodimerization activity; core promoter sequence-specific DNA binding; RNA polymerase II general transcription initiation factor activity. Gene Ontology annotation, biological process: transcription by RNA polymerase II; positive regulation of transcription by RNA polymerase II; negative regulation of transcription by RNA polymerase II. NCBI's taxonomy places the organism in Eukaryota, Fungi, Ascomycota, Saccharomycetes, Saccharomycetales, Saccharomycetaceae. Bases 1 to 453 code for a protein of 150 amino acids. The record is from RefSeq and is a predicted model, not a curated record. The transcript has a single exon. Gene Ontology annotation, cellular component: nucleus; negative cofactor 2 complex.
AUGAGUGAAUACGAUAGCGGAGUAUCAAGCGAUGAGCGUGGUAGCUCGCAGGCACCCGAUGUGGGCAGUACAGCCGUAUCUUCAGAGCUAGGCAAUCUACGGGAAAACAUCGCUAGCGGCGAUGGUGUUCAUGAUAAUAAUAACGGAAACAAUGGAAUGACGGUACGGUCACGUGAUGCAGAAGUUUUCGAUAAGAUAAAGACGCAUUUCCCACCGGCAAAGAUCAAGAAGAUUAUGCAAACGGACGAAGAUAUUGGGAAAGUGUCACAGGCUACACCUGUGAUCACGGGCAGGUCCCUCGAGUUUUUCAUUGCUCUACUAGUUGACAAAUCUAGCAAAGUGGCACGUGACCAGGGGUCCAAGAGAAUCAGUGCAGAUAUUAUGAAAAAGACGAUAUUGACCGAUGAGAAGUUCGAUUUCUUGAGGGAAGUGAUACUGCCACAGGAGCAAUAG